Messenger RNA from Danio aesculapii, 1039 nucleotides. RefSeq names its product pleckstrin homology domain containing S1, tandem duplicate 4 (gene plekhs1.4). The transcript has 8 exons. The record is from RefSeq and is a predicted model, not a curated record. NCBI's taxonomy places the organism in Eukaryota, Metazoa, Chordata, Actinopteri, Cypriniformes, Danionidae. The coding region runs from base 100 to 795 and encodes 231 amino acids.
CUCAUAUUAUUUUAACCACAUUUUCUGUUCUCGCAGACAAGAAGCAUCUACUGUAUAUCAGGUUACUGACAGCAUUCCAUUGUGCACCAAAGCUGUAAAAUGGCAGAUAAAAAUUAUACUUAUUACAUACAUGGAGCUGAGGAGCAACUGUGUUCUGGAUACCUUUACAAAUCUCCCCCAGAAAAACACCUGAAGAACCAGAAAUCGUGGAAACGGAGGUAUUUUGUUCUCCUAAAGUACAGCAAUGACAGAUGCCUGCUUAAUUACUACAAAAACGAAGAGACAAACAAGUCACUGGGAAACAUUGACUUGUCCAAGAUCACGUUUAUGUUCCUGAACCCUGAGAUGCACGCAAUGUGGAAAUGGAUUCAUGAAAACUUCAGAUGUUCACCUUCUAGUGUAAUGUUUAUUCGAGUCCCAGAAAGAGAAUACUUCCUUAUUGGAGAAAACAGCUGGGAGAUGGAGAAAUGGUUCAAUGCUUUAUUUACCAUCUUAAAUUUUCGUCCACACAAAUUGCUGGAUCCCAAGACAUUUGGGUCAAUGAGAAGCAUCAGCGAACCUCCGCAAUCAGUAAAAGACAAUGAGCAGGGAGCGCAGUGGGGUCAAACUAAAUAUGUUGUACAUGAGCUGCCGCCAGUCGUGACCCAAGAACCCAUCUAUGACACUCCAAAAAAAGUCAAAAGUAAAAUAAAGGAUACAAAUAAAAAGCAUAGCGCAAACAUACACACACAAAGAGACACUAAUAUUUUCACUCUUUUUGUUCAUGAUGAAACAGAACUGAACAGUGAAUCAUGAAGAUGACGACCGAGAUCCAACUUUCAGAACAGACCAACAGUCUGAAAACAAGACUGAAUGCAUGAUAUAUUUGUUGUAAACAUGUUUUUGGUUUAUUUUUCCAUUUCAAUCAUUUUUUUAAUGAAAUAUAUUUCACUUUUACUUUGACAUUUGACUAUAAGUGUAUCAUAAACUUUUAUAUCAUAAUAUCAUAUAAUAUGUGUAUAAUUUUGCAUUUUAAUAAAAAGAUAUUCUGGUAUGCAAA